AUGCCCUGUCUUGCCCAGACUUGCAGACCAAGGCCUCUCUCUAAAGCUUCUCCCUUCGAGCCUGGGCCACUGGCAGCUCACACGCUCAGAGGGCUCCCAAUCAAAGCCAUUCUGUCCCAAGCUAGGCCAGGUGGGGGUGGGGGCAGCCAUCCUGAUGCUCACCGGACACUGGCCGGCAGCCCCGAGAAGGCAGGAGCCAUACCCGACUUCACCGUGGUAUUCACAGCUCAGAGCCCGGCUCACCGUCGAUGUUCAAGAGGAGAUGCCAGAGUGGCUCAGUUGGUUGAGCGUUGGCCCAUGCACCGAGGGUUGCCAGUUCGAUUCCCGGUCAGGGCACAUGCCCAGGUUGUAGGCUAG
This is a messenger RNA of Pipistrellus nathusii (Nathusius's pipistrelle), 357 nucleotides long. NCBI's taxonomy places the organism in Eukaryota, Metazoa, Chordata, Mammalia, Chiroptera, Vespertilionidae. The record is from the annotation of a GenBank genome assembly.